This is a messenger RNA of Ananas comosus (pineapple), 1575 nucleotides long. Its product is annotated as Golgi SNAP receptor complex member 1-2-like. Gene Ontology annotation, molecular function: SNAP receptor activity. The transcript is spliced from 7 exons. Gene Ontology annotation, cellular component: Golgi medial cisterna; SNARE complex; Golgi membrane. NCBI's taxonomy places the organism in Eukaryota, Viridiplantae, Streptophyta, Magnoliopsida, Poales, Bromeliaceae. Bases 201 to 914 code for a protein of 237 amino acids. Gene Ontology annotation, biological process: vesicle fusion; endoplasmic reticulum to Golgi vesicle-mediated transport. The record is from RefSeq and is a predicted model, not a curated record.
AUACCCAGAAGUCCGUUUCCGUUCCCGUUCCCGUUCCCGUUCCCGUUAUUGCAGUAAACCCGAUAUUGAGGAUCGGGAUCGGCAGCAGCUUCUUCCUCGUCUCCUUCUCAUCUCCAUCUCCUCCUCACCGAAGAAACAACGAAGAGAGAGAGAGAGAGAGAGAGAGAGAGAGAGAGAGGCGACGCUCGAAGAGAUCGCCCAUGGCGACCACCGCCUCCGCCGCCUCCGCCGACGCGGUGGCCGCCGCCGACUGGGACGAGCUCCGCCGCGAGGCGCGGCGUCUCGAGGGCCAGCUCGACGUGCGCCUCUCCUCCUACGCCAAGCUCGGCGGUUACUCGGAUUCGAGGAGCCCUACGAGCGAGUCCUCGCAGUGGAAGUCGAUGGAGAUGGAGAUCCAGACGCUCUUGGAGAGGCUCGUGGACGUCAACGAGGAGAUGGGGCGGUGCGCCGCCGCCGCCGCGCCCGCCUCCUCCAUCGCGCAGAAGCUCGCCCGGCACCGCGACAUCCUCCAUGAGUUCACGCAGGAAUUCAAGCGUACUAGGGGAAACAUAACAUCAAUGAGAGAGCAUGCUGAACUUCUUACCUCAGUGCGCAAUGACAUUAAUGAAUAUAAAGCGUCCAGCACCAUGCAGUCGGCGCCAAAUCUGUUAAGAGAACGUUCCGCUAUACACGGAAGCAUUAUACAGAUUGAUGAGGUAACUGAUCAAGCUGAGACAAUAAAGGCAGUAUUGGCAGCUCAAAGAAGCACUUUUGGCGAUAUACAAGGGAAAGUAAAGCAACUCAGCGACAGAUUUCCUGUAAUCCGUGGUCUCCUAGGGGCUAUCAAGCGUAAGAAGUCAAAGGAUACUCUAGUUCUCUCAGCUGUUAUUGCUGCGUGUACGGUGUUUCUGUUAAUUUACUGGAUUGCCAAGUGAUAUCGAAACCUGACUUCUUACUCUCAUUUGAAAAGGGGAGAAACAAUGCACUCGCUUCAUAAUCUCGAGGUUUACCGUCGAGUUCUUCUUCUCUAAAUGAGUUAGUAGAGAUCUCAGCAGCUCUUGGGGGCACUUGUCCAGUUCUGGAUGCCACAAGGAGUACUCGAAGGCCGGUUGCUGGGCUCGCUGGAGCUCAACGCAGGGCUCCUUUUUGCGACCCGUGUUCUUGCCGCUUACGUAGUCAUCGGGGGAUGCGACUUGCUUGAUGCUGCCGCUGUUCUUGGCACCCAAGUACAGCUCAAUGAGCUUCUCCACAGCAGGCUGAUCCUUCGGUAACGUCGUGGGUUCGCUGGUGCUGUUAGGUGGGUAGCAUAUCAUGCAGACUUGAACUUGACACAGGAUUGAGAGCUCAGAUGCCUUCUUGAGAAGUCCUUUUAGUCUCUUACUGGAGGAUUGGCUCUGAGCUCUUUUCUGUUUACUGCUGCUAGCAGGUUCCAUCAUGUAAACAAAGGAUUUAAACCGAUGGUUUGGAGGGUUUUCCUGGGUUAUGAUCCUGUGACAAAGAAUACAUAAAUUGGUAACUAUAGUUUUGAAAGCAAUGAGUGUACAUGCUGGGCAUUAUGAAAAGAUAUUAAUUAUUAUAUUGUUUGUACAAUUUUAA